AGUUACAAUCUUGAGGCGCUAAAUAUAAACAAUAAUGGAGACCGGUGAAACGCCGAAAGUGUUUGACCGCAAUUUAUGCCCAAUAUCCUGCUGUUUAAAGAGUAUUUCACUCUCAGGCAAUAGGAUAAGAUACUUAAAUGUGUCCAAAUUGAUGUGUGCAGAUCUUUCCUCCAGUUUAGAUAUGAAGUCUGGUGGAUUUCCAUUAUUCCUUGGUAAAGACGUGUUUGCCAGAUGUAACUUGACAAAGAACAAUGUCCAAAGAAUCCAUGCCCGGUACAGUAAAGAAGGACUUGCUACCAAAGUUACUUUUGAUGAUUUCAGAAUUGAUGGAAUGACACAAAACAAGGUCUGGUUUUACAGCAUCCAAGGUCUGUUCCACAUCAUUUUCUAUUACUUCAAGAAAGAUGUCCAGAAAGAUUGCCUGAAGAUUUUAACAGACAUUUGGUUACAACACAGUGAUGAUUCUAUAUUGUCAGAGGCAAUAACAUUGAGGUUGGACGAGGAAUCAGCCAGAAUUAACUUAUCAUCUCUAGGACCAGCAUGGAGAGAUAUAGAAUUAGUAAAUAAACAGUCCUCUGACAGGAAUAAACAUUGUACAUCAAAUACACAUUUAAAUCAUAAAUCCUUAAGUCAGCAUAGCAGUGGAAAUAAAGUUGGAUCACAAGAACAUCUGAAUUCCAAGAGUGUCCAAGUCAUACCAGAGCCGGAACAUUUAAAUGAAAGAAAACAUCCCUCAAUCAAAAAGAAAGAGAUUUAUUUAAAUAUGUCAACACAAACUGACAACCUGAAUUCAAACAUGUCAACACAGACCGAAGAGUUUUAUUCAGGCACUGUGGCUAGUCAAGCAGACAAUGUGAGGCAAACUAACAAUACAGCAGUACAAACAGAUGAAAUAUUUGUAAUUUUAGAAAAUGAUAGCAACUAUAACAUAAACGAAGAAAAUAUCUCAAAGCAUCCUCAUGUUAUCACAAAUAAUAGAGAACAAAAAACUAGAAUGGAUAUGAAAAAGACUGAAAAUCACUGUGAGCAGACUCAUGAAUUAGUAAAUGGCCACCAACAAUCAGAAAAUAAACCUCCUGCUGUGAAAUGUCCGUAUUGUGUUUAUUUAAAUCAGGAAAAUAGAAGACUGCAUCCUGAUUUAGCAAAUUGUUUAAUUAAAUUAAAUCAGUUCCUUAUGUUUAUGUAUUCCGAGACAGAUGAAGACUUUUUAACAUUAUUCUGUGAUGUAAUUUGUCUCUUUCUUGAUCAUUAUCCAAACAUUAUUUUACCCGUUACUUUCUCGACAGAAUUAUUAGAGGAGUUCAGAGGUUGUGACCCAGAUUGUAGUAAAAAUGAAAUUCAUGAUAAAUUUUUAAAUUUUAUUUGUAAAUAUGUUGGUAAAGAAUUAAAUAAGUUUGAGUCUCUGAUUUCUGAUAAUGUUGUUAAGUUUAAAGAAAAUCAUAUUAAGUGUAUUGAUAACUUGCCUCCACCUGAACAAAUCAUUGAUGAUAUAUUCCCAUUUUGUAUGAAGGAACUUAUUUAUCACUGGAUGAAUUCACAGAAAGAAUUUGACAAUCUUGAUAUGUAUACACCACAGCAAAAACGUUUAAGAGCUUCUUCCUCAGGGAAUACACCAGAUUUUCAAAUAAUACAAUUAAUUUUGGAGUUUGUUAAUAAUGCCUUAAUAUCUGGUGUUGCACAUGUUGUUUAUUCCAGAAUAAGAGCAGUUACAUACUAAUGAAUUGCACGAUCAACUUAUACAAUCAUAGAUAUUAAAUAAAUAUUAUAUAAUCUGACAUGGAUGAAGUUUUGUGAUAUAUUUUUUGUUGAAAGAUCAAGAAAGAGAGAGAGAUUUUACAUUGUCUAUGUAUAUGGGUUAUGCUAACUUUUACGUUGUUUGGUCUCUGGUGGAAAGUUGUCUCAUUGGCUAUCAUACCACCAGAGACAUAUCAUACAAGUCUCUGAUACCACAUCCUAAAAUUUUUACGUCUGAAAACCUUUAUUACCACUACCUUGAAGAGUUAACAAUUAUUUAAAUCAAUGAACUUUUUUUAUGAAACAUGCAUAGAACUAAGCUUUAAGCUAACAAAACUGACUCCUUGUCUAAAAAAUCCUAUCAGAGUUAAAAGUAAAGUGUUUACGUAUAUUUGGAAAACUAUAUCAAUUAGAGAAAAUUGACAUAGUAAAAAAUUGUUAGCACAUCAACUAUGGGUAAAAACUUAAAAGUGUAUAAUGCAAAAAUUAUCAGCAUCAUCCUACCUGUAACUAACUUUCCACCCUGAAUAUAUGAGAACAAUCUAAUUACUUGUUUUAGAGAUAUUGACACGGAAUAUCAGUAUUGAUUUGUAUUUUAAGCAGUUGUUGGAUGUUUUUUGUGAAAAUUAUAUCAGCUAGAUUGUAUGUACAUGUAAAAAAUAUCAUCCUGACCAUCUGUUGACCCUUAAAAGUGAAGCAGAACAUCUGUCAAGUAGUCAUUGACACUAAAAUAUCAAUUUAUUGUUUGCAGUGUCUGCUGUUUGUUGUGUAAUUUCUAGAAGUUAAAUAGUAUAAACUCAAAAUUAUCAGCAUGAUAAAUUCAUCUGC
This is a messenger RNA of Mytilus trossulus (common blue mussel), 2562 nucleotides long. RefSeq lists its product as uncharacterized. The record is from RefSeq and is a predicted model, not a curated record. NCBI's taxonomy places the organism in Eukaryota, Metazoa, Mollusca, Bivalvia, Mytilida, Mytilidae. The transcript is spliced from 4 exons. The coding region runs from base 35 to 1717 and encodes 560 amino acids.